This is a messenger RNA of Anthostomella pinea, 1713 nucleotides long. The record is from the annotation of a GenBank genome assembly. Lineage: Eukaryota; Fungi; Ascomycota; Sordariomycetes; Xylariales; Xylariaceae.
AUGGACCACGCCAGACCCCUUCUUCCCCGGUCCCACGAAAGCGAGCCGUUGACUCACCACCACCAUGGCCGCUACGAGGAAGGGGUGAGCUCCGAGAAGGUCUCGCCCGCAGACGGGUCGCGGGACAAGAUCAAGUGCCUCGACGGCCUCCGCGGCGUUGCCUGCUUCCUCGUCUUCAACUAUCACUUCCUGUGGCCAUGGACGCCGCUGAUCAUGCUCGGAUAUGGGGCGAGGCCGCCCCGUACCCUCGAGCCCUACGACCACUGGUCUCAGCUCCCCAUCAUAUGCCUGCUCUACCGCGGCCGGCCCAUGGUUGCUAUCUUCUUCGCCAUAUCGGGCUACGUCAUCUGCCGCCACAUCUUGAGGUCUCUGCACCAACGGCGGAUAGAUAGUACUUACAAGCUACUGGGCUCGGCUAUAUUUCGACGAACUUUCCGCCUGUACAUACCCGCGAUUAUCAGCAUGUUCGCCGUUGCCAUGCUCGCCCAGACGGGCGCCUUCAAGUCGGAAACGGACAUUUUCAAAGGGCACGACUCGGUCUACAUUAACGGCACUAUUGGGACAUACUACGGCAAUGUCAAUGCUUCCGCGCUUUCGGGGAAGGACGAGACCAUCAACGAGCAUGGGACGACCUCGAUCUAUAUGGGCACUAUGAGGAAUACUCUGGGUUUCAAGAAAACUUUGGGGCUCGGACCGACUGUGGACGCUGCCGAUAUUCGGAACGGCACUGACAUAUUGAACGGCACAGUGAUUUGGGACGGUACCGAUGUCUGGAACGACACUCUGCCUCUGAACAGCACGGCGUGCAAUCAAUGCCUCUGGGUAAAGCUCGGGGGUAUGUGGGAGGAGCAUCCCAUCAUCUACCCCGACAUGAUGAGUGCGCUGCAGAACUUCGCCGUCGUCGUCUCCGAAUGGGCCAAUCCUUUCACGUUCAACGGCUACUUUCCGCGUUACGAUCCCCAUACGUACACGAUGCCCAUGGAGUUGCGCGGUUCGGUAAUUCUGUACACCCUCCUGCUCGGCACCGCGGCCCUGAAAGCAGGGUGGCGUCUGGCCAUUGCAGUGUCUCUGGCCAUAUACACCCUGAGAAUGGGUCGAUGGGAAGUUGCCAUUUUCAUAGGCGGCAUGGUCCUCUCCGAGGUCGACGUCCUAAGCUCCGCGGAUCCCAGCGAGUUAGCCGAGGCCGACAGGAUCUUCCUGCCGGAAGGCAGGAAGCGCGGCGGGCGUUUAGCGACGUGGCCUGCCAGGCUGCUCCGCUACGCGCUUCUCGUGGUAGCUCUUUACCUCCUGUCGUACCCUGACGCCCACGCUAAAUAUACCCCCGGCUUCCGGCUCCUCGCCUCCUUGGCGCCGAAGUACUACUCCUGGGACGAUAAAUGGCGCUUCUACCACUCCAUCGGGGCCCUGAUCCUGCUCCCGUGCGUCCUGCGCAGCACCAACCUGCGCUGGCUCCUCGAGACCGAGCCAGCGCAGUAUCUCGGUCGCAUCAGCUUCUCGUUCUACCUGAUCCACGGCCCCGUGCUGCACAGUCUCGGGUUCUUCCUCAUGCCGCGGCUGUUCGAGCGCGUGGGCCGGGCCCCGGCGUUCCUGGUCGGAUGGGCCACCUUGGCGGUUGUUAGCUUGGCUUUGGCUAAUGUCUGGUAUAAGCGCAUUGAUUCGUGGGCUAUAGGCGUCGGGAAGAAGGUCGAGCUGUUCAUGACGAAGAGCUGGUAG